This is a messenger RNA of Penicillium waksmanii, 1245 nucleotides long. RefSeq names its product type I HSP40 co-chaperone YDJ1. The coding region runs from base 1 to 1245 and encodes 414 amino acids. Gene Ontology annotation, molecular function: ATP binding; Hsp70 protein binding. Gene Ontology annotation, cellular component: nucleus; cytoplasm; cytosol. The transcript has 4 exons. Gene Ontology annotation, biological process: response to heat; protein refolding. NCBI's taxonomy places the organism in Eukaryota, Fungi, Ascomycota, Eurotiomycetes, Eurotiales, Aspergillaceae. The record is from RefSeq and is a predicted model, not a curated record.
AUGGUUAAGGAAACCACUUUCUACGACUGCCUGGGGGUUCCCGCCACGGCUACAGAGGCUCAGCUGAAGACCGCUUAUAAGAAGGGUGCUCUCAAGUACCACCCUGACAAGAACGCUGACAACCCCGAGGCUGCGGAGAAGUUUAAGGAGCUGUCGCACGCCUACGAGACUCUCUCCGACCCCCAGAAGCGUCAAAUCUACGACCAAUAUGGUGAGGAGGGCCUGGAGGGUGGCGCUGGUGGCCCCGGUAUGAACGCUGAGGAUAUAUUCUCCCAGUUCUUCGGUGGCGGCGGCGGCGGUUUCGGUGGAAUGUUCGGCGGUGGCAUGCGCGAUACCGGCCCCAAGAAGGCCCGCACUAUCCACCAUGUGCACAAGGUCAACCUGGAGGACAUUUACCGCGGCAAGGUCUCAAAGCUGGCCCUGCAGAAGUCAGUCAUCUGUUCUGGCUGUGAUGGCCGUGGUGGCAAGGAGGGUGCUGUUAAGGAGUGCUCCGGCUGCAACGGUAGCGGUAUGAAGACCAUGAUGCGCCAGAUGGGCCCUAUGAUCCAACGCUUCCAGACCGUCUGCCCCGACUGCAACGGCGAGGGCGAGAUCAUCCGUGACAAGGACCGCUGCAAGAAGUGUAACGGUAAGAAGACCAUUGUUGAGCGCAAGGUCCUCCACGUCCACGUCGAUAAGGGUGUUCGCGAUGGCCACAAGAUUGAGUUCCGUGGUGAGGGUGACCAGAUGCCUGGCGUCCUGCCCGGUGAUGUUGUCUUCGAGAUUGAGCAGAAGCCCCACCCUCGCUUCCAGCGCAAGGGCGACGACCUGUUCUUCCAGGCCAAGAUCGACCUCUUGACCGCGCUUGGUGGCGGCGCUGUCCACGUCGAGCACCUCGACGACCGGUGGUUAACCGUCAACAUUGCCCCCGGCGAGGUUAUCACCCCUGAUGCCAUCAAGGUUAUCCCCGGCCAGGGUAUGCCCUCUUUCCGCCACCACGACCACGGCAACCUCUACAUCAAGUUCGAGGUUGAGUUCCCCAAGAAGGACCAGCUGCAGAACCUCGAGCUGCUCGAGAAGGUCCUGCCCCCACGCAUGGAGCAGACCCAGCCCCCGGCCGACGCCAUGGUUGAGGACUUCGAGCUGCACGACAUUGACGGCAGCGAGCCCUCGCAGGCCCGCGCCCACGGUGCUGCAGGCGGCAUGGAUGAGGAUGAUGACGAUGUUCCUCCCGGUGCCGAGCGCGUGCAGUGCGCCUCGCAGUAA